AUUGUGUGAGGCUGCGCACAAGCCUAGGUUUGCGUCGCCUGUGCCCCUCAGGACAAAAACUCCCGUCACUCUUUCUGAUCGAUGCGUUUUGCACCGUAUCCGUAGUCUCUAAGGGCCGACGCUGAUGCAACAGAUACAUAGUUCUCCCAAUGGCCCUGUUCUUAGCCUCUGGAGCCUCUGUCCCAUCGCUGGCGUUUUACGUGCCGUUAGCUUGCUAAACUGCUGCGCUGGCGACCUACAUCACGCUAUCUGUGACCGAUAUCCUUGUCUCAGGAUACACACCAGCCCCAAAAGCGCUCCUUAUAGUAGCACGACUCAGGGACAAGGGACUGACUCCCCCACUUUGGCCCAUAGGGCACGCUCCAAAGGACAACUGCAUUUGGGGGACUCAAAUAUAUAUCCAAGCCAUUACACAUCACACAGCAACAUUAUCAACGAGUUGCGCCUGAAGGAAGCGUGGGGCCGUGGCGAGGGCUGGCAGAACUGUAGGAGAUGGCGCUCAAGCUCAGACCGAUCGCGGUGUAUCCAGAUGCAGCAUAUGAGCCUGGCACGCCUGACUCAAGUACCGCUUCGCGCGCGAGGGCGUGUGUGGCAAUGGUGCACACGGACGUUGCUAAACUGGACGAAAGGCAGGACAGCAUGGGAGCUGAGGAGCAAGGUCGCGUUUCACGCUUCAGAGCGAAGCUGCGGAAGCUCCUGCUGGUCGGGGGUAGGAUGCGGCGGUCUGGGCCGAUGGCGAAACCGUCUCAACAGGAGUCGCUGCGCUCGCAUGUCAGCGCUGUCGAUCUUUCGAUCGCAGAGCCGAACCUUGAGGUUCAAGCGUCGGCUGGGUCGGGGUGGCCGGCCGGCAGCGUUAGUGGCCGAACGGGCAACCGAGCUGGUACGGCCAUACCAGCGCACAGCAGCGCUAAAGCAGCAGGCGGCGUUGCACUGCGCCCCACUACGCCGCCGACAGGAGCUCCGUUCCCGCUGGCUACCCGCGCCAGUCCCGCCAGCCCCUGUUACCAUUUCUUCAGCCCGAGCUCUACCGCCGCGUGUCCUGUUGCCGCCAGCGGCCAGCGCGCGAGCUCCACGCACCUCGGCGGGGCAGUAGCUGGCUCCGGCCUGCCCUCGUCCGCCUCUAGCUCUGGACUCCCCUCACCCGCCGCCAGCCCCUACCACCACAGCAUUGUUGGCGGCUGCGCUUCAGCUGGCCCGGCAGCGGUGCGCCAGCAGGCGCAGCUGCUGCAGGCGCCGCCACCGCAGACGCUGCGGCGGGCGGUCUCCUUCGGCCCCAACGUGGCUGACGCGCGGGCUGCCCUUGGCAGCAGUGGGAUGGCUACCGGCAGCAACGGCGGAGGAAGUGCGGCUGCAUCGCCAACAGCUGCUGCAGGCAGCGGUACCGCCCGCUCGAGUCACAGCGUCGGUCACACGUUCGUCGCCCACGCGACUGCACGGCCCAACAUUGUGUCAGUUCCCGAGGACAAGGCCUUAGCAGUGGACGCUCUCAGUGAGCCAGGCCCCAGCACCAGCGCCCCAAACUCGCAGCGUGGUUGCGCCUCCGCCUCCCGCCUCGGCAGCAGCGCCGGCGGCCGCAGCGAUGGACCCAACCCGCUCAUGGACUUCGUGCUCAGUCACACACCUGGUGCCGGCGCCGGCGGCUCUGACAUUGACGCAAUUCUGCUGAGCUCAAGCCAAAGCUGCGACGCCUACCAGUCUGCUGGAGGUGGCGGUGGUGGCGAAGCUGGCGGCGCAGUGCUGCACCAGGGCUUGUUGAGGUUGCCGUCAGCGUCGGGCCAGGGCCCACACCUGGCCCGACCGCCACCCAUGCCGCCGCCCCUCUCGCUGUCACGGAGCGGCAGCUUUGGUGGGCGCGCGGGUGCAUGGCGCGCGUCGCCGCCUGGCACUGCGAAACCCACAGCCGCCGCCGCACGCGCGGCGGUUGCAGGCGAGGAACACCAGCAGGGCAGCAGCGGCGGCUGCAGCGGUAGCUGCGGCGGCAGCAGCGGCAGCGUGCCGUGCGCGCCGGCUAGCGCUGCCUCUCCCUUCAGUACUGCUGCGGCUGGGGCGAAGCCUCCGCAGCCGCCGUCGCCUGUGCACCGCUCGGCGACCGCUACACAUGCCGACGCGCCGCCACGCACGCCGCCAACGCCCCAGGCGCGGCAGCACCACGGGCCGCCUUCUGGCAUGACGCGCGGCAUGUCCGCCAUCGCUCUGUCCAGCAUCAGCUCUGCUAGCUUCAACUCGCCACUCCGCCCGCCGGCGGCGCUCAGCCCCACACUGGCGGCUGGACACGGCGCAUCUCAACAGACCCACCAACAGCCACAGCCGCGCCAGCAGGCGGCGGCGGCCGAGCUGAGUAGUGCGGCUGGGGCUGCGCCAGGGCUCCCAGGACCUCCGCCGUCUUCACAGCCCCCAGUGCGGCGCGCGCACAGCACAGUGGACGCGUCCAUGCUGCGGCCUACGCCCGAGACCCCGCCCGGCCCGCCGGGCGUGCUGAUGGCUGUUGGCGCGUCCAUGCCUCGCGAGAUGACCCGGAGCGAGUGGCGGCUAGAGGACUACACGCUGCUAAAGAAGCUGUACAAGGGCAACUACAGCGCCGUGCACAAGGCGCUGUGCCGUACCUCCAUGCAGCUGGUGGUUGUCAAGGUGUACGACACUGCCCGCAUGACGGAGCUGGCCAGGAACCACGUGAAGCGCGAGGCGGCGCUGCACUCGGUGUUGGAGCACGACAACAUCCUUAAGCUGUUCGCCGUGUUCUCACAAGGGCCCUACGUGGUGCUCAUCGAGGAGGUGGCGGAGGGAGGAGACCUCUACCACGUGCUCAAGGACGUGCCGGGCCACCGACUGCACGAGGACCGCGCCGUGGCGGGCGUGCUGUCGCCGCUGCUGCGCGCGCUGAGCCACCUGCACGCGCAGGGCAUCGUGCACCGCGACAUCAAGCUCGAGAACAUUUUGUUCAGCGACCGGCACCACACACACAUGCUGCUGGCUGACUUCGGCAUUGCACUGUCGCUGCGGCAGGAGCGCGCCGUGACGCGUGCAGGUACCACAGAGUACAUGUCACCUGAGCAGUUGAAAUGUCCUUUCAAGCGCCACCCCAGCGACAACAAAGACCGCACGGACCUGCACUACGGUGCUGGUGUGGACGUGUGGGCCACGGGCGUACUGGCCUACGAGCUGCUGCACGGCUACCCGCCGUUCAUGGGCUCUAGCCGCGAGGAGACAGAGUCGUUCAUCGCCACCGCACCGGUGCAGGUGUCGUCCGCGCUGUCGGCAGGCGCACGCGACUUCGUGCUGUCGUGCCUGCACAAGGACCCGGCGCUGCGACCCACCGUGCCGCAGCUGCUGGCGCAUCCCUGGAUCCGGACCAACACGCGCCAGCUCCGUGUACCCUAGCUGGUAAAGCGCGCACACAUACAUGCAAGGCAGGGGCCGGGGCUGCUGCGGGGGGAGGGGGCGGCGCCGGUGAGGAGUCAGGUUGGAAUGCGGCAUACGAAGCAACAGCGGCGUACACGGUAUACGGUAUUAAUGCAUCCGAGGAUCAGAGUGCAUUCGGCAACGGGCCGCGCGCCAUACUUAUGAUCAUUUUGUUUUCCUGUGCCUCAAGAUUGCGGUAUUACACAGUGCCUCAAGCAUGAUGAGCAGAUUGCUGUAGUUGCAUUGUACGGCGACCCACAGCGGUGGUUCCCACCUGAUAUCGGUUUCAUAUUCUACCCACAGCUAGGUGUGGUUGCAUCUGCCAUUUGUUGAUUCAAGAUGACUGGUGCAUUGGGCUGCGGGUACCGGGAGAUACAGAGGAUUACGCUGGCGUGCCCCAGGCGUAGUAGUGGGAGAAGUAUUGGCAAGCCGUGAGCUAUUACAGCUUGUGGCGCGCGGGUGGCGUCAGCAGCUGACCAUGAGCGGCGAAUACGCUACCUCUACUCUGGAGGUGGCGUGGACGCGGCGGCGGCGGCCGGGUCUGCGCCUGCGCCGGUGCAACAGUACGGGCUGUGGCACCUACUCCGUUUCUACCGGCAGUGGGGCCAGCGGCGGUGGCGCCUGACUGUCCAUGUGCGGACGCAGAAGGUGCUGGAGCACACGGCGCAGCAGCUGGCUGGUGGAAGGCCCAAGGAGGAGGUCAUUGUUGGCUGGGGCAACGCCAACACUGGCUAUGGCGGUUGCAUCAGCAGGUUGGGGCGGGGUCCAAACCGGGCACUGCUCCGCCUGCUGGUGGACAAGUACGCGCACCUGGUGGUGUACGUGGACGAGUUCUACACAUCGCAGGUGUGUGCGAAGUGCGGGCGGCGCUUACUCGGCAACGGGCAGCGCUGCCUGCAGGCGGUCGUACCAUGGGGGGGCUUACGUGCUCACCAAGUCCAAGUGUGCAACCACUGCGGGACGGUGUGGGUGAGUCCACUUUGUGGGCGGGCGGCUGGCUGGGCGAUGGAUGGGUGGCUGGGUGGCGGCUCAGUGGGGCUCAGUGGGUGAUGGCUGGCUGGGUGACGGCUCAGUGGGGCUCAGUGGGGCUCAGUGGGGCGCAGUCGUGGGCUCAGUGGGGCUCAGUGGGUGAUGGCUGGGUGACGGCUGGGUGACGGCUCAGU
Molecule: messenger RNA, 4562 nt
Organism: Chlamydomonas reinhardtii
Lineage: Eukaryota; Viridiplantae; Chlorophyta; Chlorophyceae; Chlamydomonadales; Chlamydomonadaceae
Exons: 11
Coding region: 493-3378 (961 amino acids)
Biological process (GO): protein phosphorylation; regulation of cytokinesis; mitotic spindle organization
Cellular component (GO): chromosome passenger complex; spindle microtubule; spindle midzone
Molecular function (GO): ATP binding; protein kinase activity
Source: RefSeq, a predicted model, not a curated record